Messenger RNA from Ceratosolen solmsi marchali, 4147 nucleotides. Its product is annotated as kinesin-like protein KIF20A. The record is from RefSeq and is a predicted model, not a curated record. NCBI's taxonomy places the organism in Eukaryota, Metazoa, Arthropoda, Insecta, Hymenoptera, Agaonidae. The transcript has 14 exons. Bases 121 to 4125 code for a protein of 1334 amino acids. Gene Ontology annotation, biological process: spindle elongation; mitotic spindle assembly; microtubule-based movement. Gene Ontology annotation, molecular function: ATP binding; plus-end-directed microtubule motor activity; microtubule binding. Gene Ontology annotation, cellular component: spindle microtubule; nucleus; mitotic spindle.
UAAGCGUCGGUGGAUUUUAAACGUAAGAAAAACCGUUUGAGUUAAAGCAGAAGUUUUGUUCAACAAAUAUUAACUAUUAACAAAUAGUUUAACAGAAUGUAUUACUUUUAAUUGGAUUACAUGGGCGAUACUUCAUAUAAUUUUUAUAAUAUUAAUCACAAGAUGAAUCCUAUAAACAGUACCCAGUCAUCGGAGAAUGAAUCGAUAGGAGGUGACAUGUCUUACCUGUAUGGAAGAGACCCAAGUAUACUAGCUUAUGGACAACGUCCAUUUCCAUCACAAGAAUCAAAAAGAAAUUUAAUAUCUUCAUUGGAAGAAGAGAAAGAAGAUGAAUCAAUAGAAAAUAGAGAUAAAAAUUUAAGAAGUAUUAAUGCAUCAAUAAUUCAAACAAUUAAAGUAUUUUUACGCAUGAAACCUUACCCUGCUAAAAUGAAAAUUACACCAGAACUUUCAAAUGUUUACACAAUUUUGAAUUCAACUACAUUACUUACAAAAAUGCCUUCACUUGAUAAUAAUACUAGCUGUUUGAAAAAAAUUAAAAUGAAUGAUACAGUGAGUAGAAAAUUUAUAUUUACACAGACAUUUGGACCAAAGACUUCGCAGCUACAAUUGUUUGAAGAAGCAGUUAAACCACAAAUGAUUAAAUUUUUAAGUGGUCAGAAUUCAAUUGUAAUGAGUUAUGGUACUACUAAUUCUGGAAAAACUUAUACUUUACAAGGAACAGUUGAAUCUCCAGGAAUUAUUCCUCGUGGAAUUGAAUUUGUUUUCAGUAAUAUUAAUCCACGAGAAGUACCGUAUUAUAAACCAGUAAAUUUAUGCGAUGUUGUUUUUCUUAAUAAUCAUGAACGUCUUCAUGAAAUGGAUUUGAAGAUGAAACUACUUACUUUUAAUUCAGAAGAUAAAAACUAUCAUGUAAGAAUCUAUAAACAAAUGCAACGAUUACUCCAAGAAGAAUCACCAAUAAGACCUAGUCAAAAUUACAAUGGAUAUUAUUCUGUAUGGAUAUCAUUUGCAGAAAUCUAUAACGAAACCAUUUAUGAUCUUUUAUGGAAUGAUUGUCAAAGAAAACAACCUCCCUUGAAAUUAGUAACAGAUUGUAGAGGUAGAGCUUAUAUUAAAGGCUUAAAAAGUAUUAAUGUUAAUUCUGGUGCUGAAGCUUAUCAAGUACUAAUGGCUGGACAGUAUAAUUUAAAAAUUGCAGCCACUGCAUUAAAUUCAAGAAGCUCAAGAUCGCAUUGCAUAUUUACAAUUAAAUUAUUAAAAUAUAGAUAUGAACACGAUCCAAAUUCUGUAGAAGUGAGCAUGUUCACAUUUUGUGAUUUAGCUGGUUCUGAACGUUUGAAAAAGACUUUAAAUGUUGGUGAAAGAUUAAAAGAAGCUCAAAAUAUUAACACAAGUUUGUUAGUUUUAGGAAGAUGUUUAAAAACUAUUUACGAAUCUCAAUGUUCCACAAAACAAAAAAAUGAAUCGAUAGGACCUUUUCGCGAAUCUAAAUUAACAAGGCUAUUUCAAAGAGCUUUAUUAGGAAAGGAACAGUUAGCUUUAAUUGUCAAUGUUAAUCCUGUACCUAAUUUGUAUGUUGAAACACAAAAUGUUCUUAAUUUUUCUGCAAUUGCAAAAAAAAUUGUAAUUGAAAAUGCUGAAAUUGUAAAACGAAGACACUCGCAUUCAAGAUUUUCUCGCUUAGUCACUCAAAACUUGAAAACUGAUAUGGAUUGGGAAAAUACAGAACUUGUUGAUAUGACAGAAGCAUCUGAAGAAGUGUUUGAAGAGGAAUCUGAAAUUUCUGAAAAUGAUUUAAUAAAUGAAAACUUAUUAAUUGAAAAUGAAUUAUUGAAGAAAGAAAUUAAAGACCUAAAAGAUUCUAUUUUAAAAAAAGAUAUGCAGACACGUAAAGAAAUGACUGAUAUGUAUAUUGAGAUUUUAAAGAAAUCUGAAGAAAGUUGGAAAAAUCGUAUGCUAGAUAUGGAAGAGCAACAAGAAGACCUCCGUGAAUUAGCUGUAGAUCGUAUAGAAUUAUUUUAUAAAGAAAAAUUAAAUCAAUUAAACAGUCGUAAACGGUCCCGUCUAUCAGAUGAUGAAGAAGAUGAUAGUAACAUAAAAAAAGAAUUAGAAAAUUUAGAAAUUGAAAAUACUUGUCUUGCAACAAAAAUUGAAACAAUGAAAAAGUCUAUUCGAGAUUUAAAACAACUGAAAGAUGCUGAAGAAACUGAAAAAACAAAACUUUCUUUUGAAUUAGCUGUUGCUAAAGAGGAAACGAAAAGAACAAAUGAGAUGCUAUUGGCCGCACAAAGAAGUAUUAAUUCUGGAGAAAAUAUAUCAGAUAAUUACGUACAAGAAUUAACCGAAAUUUGUAAAAAAAAAGAUGAUAGAAUAAAAACAAUGAAAAUAUUCUUGAAUGAAGCCAAAGAAGAAUAUAUUUUCAUUACUGAACAAGCUCAAAAAUUGGAAAAUCAAAUAAAAACCCAGAAUGAAUUGCUAGUUGAAAACAAGGAACAUAUAAACGAUUUAGAAGAACAACUUACGCAGGCUAAUAUAUAUUCCUCAGAACAAAGUAAAUUUAUUGAAGAUUUGGAAGAACAAUUAGAUCAGCAAAUGAAAAAUAUGGCAGUAACAGAAGAAAAAGUAAAAAAUUUAUCUGAAAAAUGUCUUUUAGUAAAUAAUAAUAAAUGCAUAGAGAUAAAUACUAUCAAAGAAGAUAAUCAAAAUAUAGAAAAAACUAAACCACUUCUUGAAGAAAUAAAAUUAAGACUUGAAUUGUCUCAGCAUGAAAAUAAUCAACUAAAAGAAAAAUUAAAUCAAAGAGUAAAUGAAAUUGAAUUAUUAAAAAGUAAACUUGAUACAACAAAAAAUCAAUUGGAUAAAGUUACAGAGAGAGUUAAUAAUUUAAUAAUUGAAGAUGUAGAAAAAGAUAUUUUAAACAACCAAAAUCUUAUAACUACAGUUGAACAAGAAAUUCAAACAGAAGCCAUGAAUUCUUUGAAUCUAGAUUUAACAAAAGUUAAAUCGAAACUUGUAAAUAUCAGUUGUCAAACUGAAAUACAUAUGGAACAAUUGGAUGAGAUAAAAGAGCAAUAUGAGGAGACAAAAGAAGUUCUGAAAGAUUGUAGGCUUAAAAAAGAAGAAAUAAAAAAACAGCUCGAUACAAUUAUUAUUGAUAAACAGAAUGAACUGGAUAAAGUAUUUGAAAAAUUUGAGAAAGAAAGAAGUCAUUUUAAGGAUUUAAUAGAAACUCAAAAUAUUAAAGAUAAAAAUCUAACAAGCCAAAUUACUGAUGCCAUUGCUCGCGAGCAUGACAAAGAUAAUGAAAUAUCCAGUUUACAAAAAGAAAUGAAAAACUUGAUACAAACUAAUGAGGAAGCCAUAAUAAAAAUGGAAAUAGAAGUGAAAAAUAUUUUAAAGGACCUGACGAUAUCAAAAGAGCAGCUCACUAAAACAGAAGAACGGAAUAAAAAAAUAGAAAAAGACUACAGGCAAAUUAUUCAAAUUCUUGAACUCAAAAUUGAUAGUCUUGAAGACAGGCUUUUACAAAAGCGAUUAGAAAAUGAACAGCACAAAUUAACAAUAGAAGAAUUAAAAAAAAGCGUAGAUGAUACAGAACACGAAUUAGAAGUGUUUACCAAAAAUAGAAAUGAAACAGUUGCUAAAUAUGAAGAUUUAGUUAAAUCACAAUAUGAUGAAUUAGAUUUUCACAGAAAAGAGGUUACAAGAUUACAAGAUUUAUUCCAAGAACUUAAAGAAAAUCACGUAACUCCUCUUAAAGGAAAUACCAAAAAAUCACGAUGUAAUAUAAAAGAAGAAAAAAAAAAGACAAAAGUAUUAAUACCAGAAGUUACAAAUAAUUCUGAAGACGAUCACUAUGAAAAUAAUCGAAUGGAAAAAUCAAAGCAAAACAAAGAAUUUGUCACGCCAAACAUAGAUAAUAUUCCAUUAAUAGAUUUAUCUGGCUCUGAAUCAAAAAAAUCUGCAAAAAGUACUAGUAAGGAUCCACCAUCUACAAAGAGAACUAGAAAGAAAAGAUUAUUUACACCACUAGAUGAAUCUUUUUUUGACAUUGAACAAGGCGAGCCUUCGCCUUCUCCAAGUUCAUCUACUAGAAAUUUACGUAAUAGAAAAAAUAAAUAAUAAGCUUUCUGUAUAGAUAAUU